Lotus japonicus is the source of this 1774-nucleotide messenger RNA. Its product is annotated as transcription factor MYB16-like. The coding region runs from base 159 to 1385 and encodes 408 amino acids. The record is from RefSeq and is a predicted model, not a curated record. Lineage: Eukaryota; Viridiplantae; Streptophyta; Magnoliopsida; Fabales; Fabaceae. The transcript has 3 exons.
UGCCCAUCUCUUCAUUUACGAAACCCUUUGUCCUUUCUUUCUCUCACUCUCUCUCUCUUUCCCCCACACAGUUUUCUUCUUCUUCUCUUCAUUUUCUAUAUAAAUAAGAGGAGAAGCUACUGCAGUCUUUAGCUAGCGUUCCUUCCACUUAAUUCUAAAUGGGAAGAUCACAAUGUUGCGACAAGGUUGGUUUAAAGAAAGGACCGUGGACUCCAGAGGAAGAUCAGAAGCUUUUAGCUUACAUUGAAGAGCAUGGCCAUGGAAGCUGGCGUGCUUUGCCUGCAAAAGCUGGACUUCAAAGGUGUGGCAAGAGUUGUAGACUGAGAUGGACCAAUUAUCUUAGACCUGAUAUUAAGAGAGGGAAGUUCAGUUUGCAAGAAGAGCAAACCAUCAUUCAACUCCAUGCCCUCUUAGGGAACAGGUGGUCAGCUAUAGCCACACACUUACCAAAGAGAACAGACAACGAGAUCAAGAACUAUUGGAACACACAUCUCAAGAAAAGGUUAACUAAAAUGGGAAUUGAUCCGGUGACCCACAAGCCCAAGAAUGACGCACUUCUCUCCAGCGACGGCCAGUCCAAAACCGCCGCUAACCUCUCCCACAUGGCUCAGUGGGAGAGUGCUCGCCUUGAAGCAGAAGCAAGACUUGUUAGGGAAUCAAAACUUCGUUCACAUUCGCUCCAAAACCACCACCUUGGAAGUUCUCAUCAUCAUGUUUUUGCAUCUUCAUCUUCUGCUUCAACUAAUUCAGCCCCAAUCCCAAACAACACCAACAAAUUAGAAGCACCACCACUGCCGCCGUCGCAGCCGCAAUUAACAUCAUCAACAUCUUUUCCCUCAUCAUCAUCAUCACGUUCCCUUGAGGCCAUUAAGUCUUGGAACAAUGGAGGGUGGUUAUUAAAAGCUAACAACAAUGAAGGAAAUGGUGGCACUAAUAUUAAUGACCUUGAGUCUCCUACCUCAACCCUAUCUUUCUCUGAGAAUAACAAUGUGCAACCAAUCAUGACUGUUGGAUCAGCAACAGAAAACAAUAGCACUGCAGUGGCUAUGAUUGAGUUUGUGGGCACUAAUUCAGGUUCUUCUGAGACAGGAGGAGGAGUUGUGAAAGAAGAAGGUGAGCAGUGGAAAGGUUAUCAUGAGAGUUCAAUGACUUUCACUUCUGGAUUUCAUGAGUUCAUGGAAGGUGUUGUUGGAGAUGAUGUUGUUGAAGAAGGGUUCACCAAUCUUCUACUUAAAACAAACUCCGAUGACUCGGAAGGCGGCGGAGAAUCUAACAAUGGUGGUCGUGGGAGUGGCAGUGAUUUCUAUGAAGCUGAUAACAAUAACUACUGGAGCAGCAUUCUUAAUUUAGUGAACUCUUCACCAUCAGAUUCUCCAAUGUUCUGAUCAGAGCAAUUAAAUCUUGUGUAAGUAUGGACAUGGUGUCUAUAGAGUCUAGACACAACUAAUUGAAAAUUCAAGAUGCAUUAAGAAAAAAAUCUUCAGAUUAUUUUAAUGUUAUCUUGAAUUUUUUAAUUAGUGUGACAACUAGACACUUCACUUGUACAAGAACUGUUUAUGCCAUGGUUAGCUAGUGAGUGUGAGUGAUCAUGAUAUAUGUAUUUAUAUAGGAUAGUUCUCAAAUUCAAACUGCAGUCAAAGGCUAUUGAUUUUAUUUCCCAUUGCCAUAAUAAGCGAACUGCUCAGAUAGACUAUGUUGAAUUUCCAUAGUGUUUUUAACAGAGACUUUGGUUGCUUCCACCAUCAAAUGUUGAUAUCGAUUUGUUUGGAUUUGA